ACUGUUCUUUUUCCGCAUUUUAACUCAGUAUAAAAAGGAUAAUCUGUGAUUCUUCUUCAUAAGUUUCUUAUUUUAUUUCAAAAUAUCGUGAAACUUAAAUUGGAGUUAAGAAGUAAAAAACUAAUCGUAUUAGGAUAACAAUGAAGGCUUACUGCGUAUUGUGUCUUCUCAUCACUAUCCACGUCGUCGCUAAUAAAGGAGAAGUGACAAAUGAAGAUCUUCAAAAAUUUGCAGAUGCUAACAAUCAUUUAGCUGCAAACCUUUUUCACAGAGUCAUCAAAGGAAGUUCAGACAAUGUAGUUUUAUGUCCCGCAAGUUUGUUGACCGGAUUAGGAAUCAUGUUAUAUGGAGCCAGAGGAAAUACUCAAAAGGAACUCUACACGGUGUUAGGAUACAAGGCUGCAGGCUUACCCAAUGACAAAGUACCUUCAACAUACAGCUAUUAUUUCACAAAUAUGCUGCCUGAAAAUGAUCCAAGAACAAUAAAUUACACUCUGAACUGCGCAGAUGAAGUCUUAGUAAAAAGCCAGGCACAACUGUAUCCUUCAUAUCUAAGCGAGGUCCAAGAACAGUAUCCGACAGUAAAAAAUGUUGACUUUUCGAACAACGCUCCAAAAAUAAGUGAUGAUAUCAACAGUUUUGUAAGAGAAAAAACGAACGGAAAAGUUGAUAACCUUGUCAGCAGUGUGAGUCCAGACACUUCUUCACUUCUAGUAGAUGCUGUUUACUUUAGGGGAAAUUGGGAAACGCCUUUUUCAGCUGGACCGUUGCAACCCUUUUAUAAUGGUGGCUCUUUGUCAAAUGCUAGGAAUAUUCAAUUCAUGCAAGCCACGAGUUAUUUUCCUUACAUGGAAACUGAUAAAUUCCAAGUUAUUGAACUUCCAUACAUUGGAGAAAAUGUUGCGUUGCUGGUUUUAUUGCCACUCCGUACAGAUGGACUCCCCGCUUUAGAAGAUAACAUAACACCAGAGGACGUUGAGCAAGUUAUAGGACAGUUACACCCUACCCAUGUUUUGGUUAAUUUACCGAAGUUCAGCCUGGAAUACUCUCGGGACUUUUCCAAGGACAUCGCAGCCAUGGGAGCUAAAAGCGUAUACGAUGGACCUGCUGAUUUCUCCGGAAUGACAUCAAGUGAAGAUUUAGUUGUUUCUGGCACUCUGCACAAAACUGUUUUAGAUGUCACUGAUAAUGGAAAUCAAAACCGAAAACGAAGAUCGUUGAACUAUCCCAACACCCCUCCAGCCUACUUCAAUGCAGACCAUCCAUUCUUGUUCGCUGUAGUUGACCGAAGAAAUGAUUUGUUUUUGUUUUUGGGUCGUGUCAACAAGUUGUCUGAAAGCAGGCUGUGGAAUAAUGUUAAAGGAAACAGAAGGGAACAGGCUUCAAAAAUGCUGCUCAGUUCACUAUUUCUUUUCGUCACCAUCAACAUACUAAUCAGUUCAGCUCAAGUGUCAGAUGAUGACGUGACAGAUGAUGACCUGCAGAGGUUUGCUGAUGCCAACAACAAUUUAGCGCUCAGUCUCUAUCCAAAGUUGACUCAAGGAAAUUCGGACAAUCUGUUUUAUGUACCUCUCAGUUUGAUGACAGGCUUAGGAAUAAUGCUGUAUGGAGCGAGAAACAACACACAGCAAUUUCAUCAUCUUUCAGAAAUGCUGCUCAGUUCACUAUUUCUUUUCGUCACCAUCAACAUACUAAUCAGUUCAGCUCAAGUGUCAGAUGAUGACGUGACAGAUGAUGACCUGCAGAGGUUUGCUGAUGCCAACAACAAUUUAGCGCUCAGUCUCUAUCCAAAGUUGACUCAAGGAAAUUCGGACAAUCUGUUUUAUGUACCUCUCAGUUUGAUGACAGGCUUAGGAAUAAUGCUGUAUGGAGCGAGAAACAACACGCAACAAGAGCUGUAUUCUGCCUUAGGAUAUGAAGCAGCAGGCUUACCCAUAGAAAGAAUUACAUCAACCUACCACUAUUACUUGACAUACCUGCUGCCGCAGAACAAUCCCCACUUUCCAUACUACACGUUAUUGUGUGCGGAUGCAGUUUUAGUAAAGAAUGAAGCACCAUUGGACCCAGAGUUUCAGACCAAUGCUCAAAAUGCAUAUGACGCGACCAUUCGAAAUGUUCAUUUUGAUAAAAGUGAUCGCCAUAAGAACAGUCGCAUCAAUAAUUUCGUCAGGAGACGCACAUAUGGAAAAAUUGAUCGCAUUGUAGAUCACGUGAAUUCCUCAUCAUCUGCGCUGCUUGUAGAUGCCGUGUUCUUUAAAGGAAAGUGGGAGACACCUUUUCCACUUUAUUGGUCUACUCCUCAAACAUUUCAUUCCCCAAAUGGAGAAAAGGAUGUUCCAUUUAUGGUUCUUACCCACAGUUUCCCUUACUACGAAACCGAUGAAUUUCAAGCUUUGUUACUGCCGUAUAAAGGAAAGUUUCUAGGUUUACUAAUCUUACUACCACUAGAAAAUAAUACGCUGUCGAAUGUGGAGCAAAACUUCACGCCUGAAAAAUUGACAAAUGUCUUGAACCAGCUGCAGGAACAAGAGAUAUCAGUUUCUCUUCCGAGAUUCAAAAUCCAGUACUACAGAGAUUUUUCAGAAGACAUCAAAGCUUUGGGAGCUGAAAGCGCGUAUGAUGAAUCAGCAGAUUUUUCAGACAUGACGGACAGCGGAGACAUACAUGUCACUGGCACUCUCUACAAGGGUGCCAUAGAAGUUGAUGAGUCGCAUCAGGGACUUGGUGCGUCGCCUUCGUCUAAUGAAGAGGUUGAGGCAAGUUUUCUGGCAAACCGUCCUUUCAUGUUUGGUGUAAUAGACACAAGAUACAAUUUGAAGCUGGCUUUGGGUCGUGUUUAUAACGUAUAAACGGUCUUGUUAUAUGGUUUAAAAGAGGCAUACUAUCAAUUGUAAUCAACAUGAAAUAAAUAAACAGUUUAUCCAGAA
Molecule: messenger RNA, 2927 nt
Organism: Parasteatoda tepidariorum (common house spider)
Lineage: Eukaryota; Metazoa; Arthropoda; Arachnida; Araneae; Theridiidae
Source: RefSeq, a predicted model, not a curated record